Messenger RNA from Eleginops maclovinus (Patagonian blennie), 3571 nucleotides. RefSeq names its product ABC transporter F family member 4. Bases 253 to 2283 code for a protein of 676 amino acids. Gene Ontology annotation, molecular function: neuropeptide hormone activity. The transcript has 2 exons. NCBI's taxonomy places the organism in Eukaryota, Metazoa, Chordata, Actinopteri, Perciformes, Eleginopidae. The record is from RefSeq and is a predicted model, not a curated record.
AUUCACUCAAUUGUACAUUAGCGCCAGGGCUGCUGCCAUACAAACACACCGCACAACUAAAUAAAGAUCAGCCAGUUUGUUAUUUUCUUGAUGUUGGUCACAGCCUGAAGAGAGAGGGGGAACAAACUGAAAUUCUAUCAGGUGAUCCACCAUUCAUGAAAUAAUUUUGGCUUUACCCGCGUUGUGAGUUUCACUGCUUCCCCACCCCCCAGUGGGACUCCAGGUGCUUAACCUCCCUCCUGCCAGUUCUGCAUGGUCAUGACCUGUCAUCACGCCCCUUCCGCAGCCCACCUCAUCCUAUUGGUCCUGCUCAUUGUCACUCCACAGCUGGCUGGCACCGCCCCUGCGUGGGGCGAGGGAAGGGAAGGAGGGGUGGAAGGGCGCACCCGGACAGACCUAAAGGAGGACAACCUUGCCUCGCCCCCAUCAAAGAGUCUCUCCGGCCCUGACAACGUGUCGCUAGACCGUGGCUGGGGUGCGAGUCAAGAUAACCUAUCAGAUAAAUUGACUGACCCUGCGCAGAUACUCGCUGUUCUUCUGGAGGCCUUGGACCACCCGAGGGAGAGUGAAAUCCAGGGGGGCACAAACAGAGACUGGGUAGAUGAUCAGAGUCAGGAGCUGCCUUCCAUUGAAGGCUUGGAGGGAGGUGAGAUAAGCAGAAAAGGGGAGACAGAGGGUGAGAGGGGGGUGGAGGAGGAGGAGGGGGAAGAGGAGGGCCUAGGGGCUGAUAAGGCUAUUGAACAGCUAAUUGUAGGCCAUUUGACAGCUGCUCAGGGUGAUGACUUAAAGGAAAGGAAUGAGUAUGAUAAAAACACAAGGUCAGAGGCGGAUCAAAGGUGGUCCGUGGAGGAUGUGGGAGCUGAAAGUGAAAAUGAGGAAGAAGGGAAACAAGAGGAUGAGGGACAGGAAGAGGGAAACUAUUUAGAAAGUUUAUUAAACAAGGCAAGAUCAGGUUCGGGCUCACAGGGAGAAGAGUCCUCUCUGCAGCGCAAAAUAAGAGGCUACUUCCAAAACAUUGACUUGGGUCUCCAAGAUAAUGAGAUCCUGCCCCCUCUGAAGGGCUACAAGGCAUACAACACUCAGCUAGCACGAGCAGGAAAGAAGCAGCACUGGGAGGAGAACCAGUCCAGCAACCGACCCUCCAAGGGGGGCAACUUUAUGGACGACUUUGAUGAUGAAGGUGAGGAGCUGGAGGAGGAGGUUGAAGAAGAGGAGGAGAGCCUCUCCCACAUGGAAGAGGAGGCCAGAGCUCGCGCAGAGAAACAGGAGGUGCUCCGGCAGCAGGAGGAGGCGGAGCGAGCCAGAGAGGAGGAGCAGAGGCUGGCCGACAUCGCCUCUGACAUGCUGCUGCAGUACAUGGGGAGAAAGCAGCAGCCCUAUAUGAAGGCCCGGCAGAAAAGCAGCAUGGGGGUCGCCAGCAACACUGCCGAGGACAAGCGUUCCGAAGAGGUCCUCCCCGACGAAGAUGACCUCGACCAGCAAAUGAUCGACAGGCUGAUCGAGAUCAGCAGCAAACUGCAUCUGCCCGCUGAUGAUGUCAUUGAGAUUAUUAGUGACGUAGAAGAGAAGAAGAAGAAAAGGAAAGAGUUGCAAAUGCUGCCUACCAACAGCAACCCCGUUGCCCCGCGCUUUAGGCCUCUGGUACCUCCUCCUCUGGCUGCACCUCCUAUCUACCACUACACAGCCUCAAAAAACCCCAAGAAAGCUCCUUAUAGGUACAACAAGUCCAACAAAAAAUGGCACAAGGACAAUGUCAAGUCAUACAAGCAGGACUAUUGGUAUAAGCCUCAGAAGCAGCUUGACUACUGGUAUAAGCCCCAGAAACAAUUUCUAGCCUUCCCCUCUUAUCCAUACUACCAGAAGCCAUAUCGAGCGUACUACCCUGUUUAUUUCCCAUAUCCCAAAGCACAGUACUAUGGCAAGCCCUCGCCAUCCAGAGACCAGCCGUUCGGCCCCCAGGAACUUGACCUCCAGCCCCCAAGGCGCAGGCACCGGGGUGGGGGUAAGAACCGUGGUCAUGGCUGGAGGCAGCAGCCAGCGCCACGCCUGCCUCUCACCCCUUAUAUCUCUAACUAUAUCCUUCCUCACCCACGGACCUACCAACCCCUACCUCCGCCUAAACCAAUAACCCCGCCCAGGAGAGGCAGGCGACCCCCAUUCGUCUAUCAACAAGUCACACCGGGAGAUGACUAUGAGGAAGAUGGACUGGUGCCUCAGCUGGACAGUGAAGAGGAACUGGAAAACUUUAUUGAGAGGAUCUACAUGAAACGCAGAAUGUAUUGAGAGAUUUUUUGGACAUUUUGUCAGAUCAGUGCGACUGACAGAGAUGGGAUAGAUUUACAGUAGCUGGAGAGAGGCUAAAAGACAGGGGUAAUGACUCAGAUGAGAUAUGUGUUUUGGGCCUGAGGAAAAUUUGAGAGUCAAGGAGUAAAAAGUAAGAUUUCUGUUGUUUUAAUCACUGUAUUUCUUGUUGAUUUUCUUGGUCAGGGAGAUGAUGAAGGGGUCUCGGUUUUAGCUCCCUGUAACCAUGUUCAGCCUCUUGCUCAGUUUACAUUUUGAAACAGAACAUACCAUGGUGUAUGUCUGCCUCCAUUCAGGUCAAUCUCUGAUGCUCUUGCAUUAUACAGAGUUUUCUAGAGGACACACGGCCACACACACACACACACUUACACCCACACGGCCACACACACACACAACCACAAACACUUGCAUCAACACAACUACAUGUACUCAAAUGUUGGACACAUUCACAAGCUGAUGUGCCAAUUGCAAGAGAACCAUGUUUACAACAUCACUUUGUAUCUUUUGUUUUAUAUUCUGUAUGUCAUAUUACAAAACUAAAGUAGUUCAAUGACUUCUACGAAUAUAAAAAAACAGAACACUGCUAUUGUCAAAUGUUCAAUGACAGUAUAUUUUGUUGUAUUUGAUGUGUGUAGUUGCCUUUCUUAUUCCCGAUUGGAUCACCUUUAAAGAGCUGCAAUUUGCAAAGGUGCAAAAUACACACAUUUCAUUUUUUCAGAGUUAAGGUUUUAGACUUUUGCCUUACAAGCAGCAUGAUUCUUUAAGGGAAACAUCAUAUUGCAUAAUAUUAUAAUUUCAACCGGUCCCUAUGUAGAAACCCUGUGGACUCCAAAAGCACAAACUUAAACACUACACACUUCCAACCUGGUGGACGAAGGGUUUUCAAUCAUUUUGGGAUCCAGAGGUUAUUGUGUUAACUUAUUUCUGGCAGUACUACCAUAAAUAACAUAACCACCACACCGCUCCUUGACAUUGAAGGAGGCCUUCACAUUUUUUAAUCACAUUCUUGGCCAUAUUCCUCGUAUCAUCUAUUAUCUAUGUUGGACCUUUCUUUACACAAAAUACUUGAAAUCACACUCAUCUGUUCUGCAGCCUUUUAAAACAGAUUUCCACCAAGAGGCUACAAACAUUUUGUUCAUUUUCAGGAGAUAUUCAUUGAAAAGUUUCAGGCCGGGGAGUCAGGGAUUGUGCUUAAACCGUUAAAUGCACGUCUUUCUACUUGCAUCUUAAAAAAUGAACAAAAAAAAACAAAAAAAAGAGAAAAAAUAAA